Molecule: messenger RNA, 1481 nt
Organism: Trichosurus vulpecula (common brushtail)
Lineage: Eukaryota; Metazoa; Chordata; Mammalia; Diprotodontia; Phalangeridae
Gene: ICA1L
Product: islet cell autoantigen 1 like
Exons: 12
Coding region: 1-1467 (488 amino acids)
Biological process (GO): regulation of transport
Cellular component (GO): Golgi apparatus
Molecular function (GO): protein domain specific binding
Source: RefSeq, a predicted model, not a curated record
AUGGAUUCCUUUGGGACCCCUAAAUCAGAAGAUGACCAGUCAGUAGUCAGCAGAAUGCAAAAGAAAUACUGGAAAACCAAACAGGUCCUAAUCAAAGCAACAGGAAAAAAAGAAGAUGAGCAUGUGGUAGCAUCUGAUGCAGAGCUGGAUGCCAAACUAGAGGUUUUUCACUCCAUUCAAGACACAUGUACUGAACUUCUGAAGAUUAUUGAGAAAUAUCAGCAAAGACUCAAUGCUAUAUCUGAAGAAGAACAUGAGUUGGGGCUCUUUUUAAAGUUUCAAGCAGAACAGGAUAUAACUCAAGCUGGCAAAAUGAUGGAUGCCACUGGCAAGACACUCUGUUCUUCAGCCAACCAAAGAUUAGCCUUAUGUACUCCUCUGUCUCGUCUUGAGCAAGAAGUAGCAACUUUUAGUCAGAGGGCAGUAUCUGAUACCUUGAUGACGAUCAAUCGAAUGGAGCAGGCCCGCACAGAAUACAGAGGGGCUUUGCUGUGGAUGAAAGAUAUAUCUCAAGAACUAGACCCAGACACAUCCAAACAAAUGGAAAAAUUCAGAAAAGUGCAAAUCCAAGUGAGAAACACCAAAGCUUCUUUUGACAAGUUAAAGAUGGAUGUUUGUCAGAAGGUGGACUUACUUGGAGCCAGUCGCUGCAAUUUGUUAUCCCACUCACUCACUACCUACCAGAGAACAUUGCUUAGCUUCUGGGAGAAAACAGCUCGAAUGAUGUCCAGAAUCCAUGAAGAAUUUACCGGCUUCCAUCCCUAUGACUUUGUUGCGCUAAAGCGACUCAAAGAGUCUCCAAGCAAGCUCACUGAAGAACACAAAGAGGACAAAGUAGAAAAUAGUCUUCUUACUACUAAUCUUGACAAGCUGAUUUUGUUGGAUGAGGAAACAAGUGAAAAAGGAAGUGAAACAGCAACAGAAAAUCACAAAGAAAACCAUUUUCAAAUGAGCGAGUUUGAAGCACCUCAGUUUUCUGGACCUGAAAAUGUUGCAAAAGAUCUUCUUGUAGAUUCCCUGGAAGGAGAGGAUUUUGAGAAGGAAUUCUCAUUUUUGAACAACCUACUGAGUCCCAGCUCCUCAAGUCCUGGAGAAUUUAACCAAGAAUGCCGAAAUGUUUGUGGGAGCCCCAGUACUGCUCUCCCUGCCCGGAACUCUGCUUCAGGAGCAGAGUCUCUUGCUAAGUCAUCGGGAUUCCUCCCUUCACAACUCUUUGACCUGGGUCGCCAUGCUGCUGGAAAUUUCAGUAGCUGGACCUCUCAGGGGGAAUCAGUAUUUUCUCUUUCACACACAGAUUCUGAUAACCAGCCUGUGCCUUCACAGAGUCAACCAAAGAAAUCACCAAUAUCUCCAGAAGGUGGAAAUAAUCAAGAUAUGUCAGCCUGGUUUAACCUCUUUGCAGACCUAGAUCCCCUUUCAAAUCCAGAUGCCAUUGGACACUCAGAUGACGAACUCCUUAAUGCUUGACUAGAAUUAUUAAG